Penicillium maclennaniae is the source of this 2451-nucleotide messenger RNA. RefSeq lists its product as uncharacterized. NCBI's taxonomy places the organism in Eukaryota, Fungi, Ascomycota, Eurotiomycetes, Eurotiales, Aspergillaceae. Gene Ontology annotation, biological process: proteolysis. The coding region runs from base 1 to 2451 and encodes 816 amino acids. Gene Ontology annotation, cellular component: cytoplasm. The transcript has 3 exons. Gene Ontology annotation, molecular function: calcium-dependent cysteine-type endopeptidase activity. The record is from RefSeq and is a predicted model, not a curated record.
AUGGAGGACUACGAUGAUAUGGGGUAUGGUAAUCCCACCCGCACUCCGUCCUCGCGCUCGAACAGUCGACCUCCGCAUCGCCCGCGUUGCCAAGCGCCCCAGGAAUCUGUCAAGCAGUUCUGGGAGCAGUUCAAUACUAAAUACCCUGGCAAGGUGUAUACCGUGCUGCCGGAUAACCCGUAUGCUCGUACACGGGCCAAGCGCGUGCCAAAUGGCGUCGUCCAGGGCCAGCAGGCUGUGAAAUCGUAUGAACAAGCCAAGCAGGAAUGUCAGAAGUCCGUGGACCGCAUUGUCAAGCAAUGUGAGCGAGUAAACCAGAAGUACACUGAUCCUCACUUUGAUAUUGAGCUGGAUCUCAAGUCAGGUCGGCGGCACUGUUUGGAUGGCCUUGACAAGGUCAAUGAGGAAAUGAGGCCGCGUGGUGUGAAACGAGUCACAGAAAUCUUCGAGAACCCACAAUUCUUCGUGAAUGGACCGACGGCGUCAGAUGUGCGUCAGGGUUGUGAUGGGGACUGCUGGCUCAUGGCCGCCUUGUGUACGAUGGGGAAUAAGAAGGGUUUGAUCGAAAAGAUGUGUGUUGCUCGGAAUGAGACGGUCGGCAUCUAUGGCUUUGUUUUCUAUCGUGAUGGCGAAUGGCAGCAAUAUAUUGUCGAUGACAAGCUUUAUCUGCGUGCGGCAGAUUAUGACGAGUCGGUUGAUGAGCGCCAAACCUGGGAUGACAUCAACCGCACCGACAGCGAAGAAGAGUAUCGUCGGGUCUGGCAAACUGGUUCGCGGGCCCUCUACUUUGCACAGUGUGUGGACCCAAAUGAGACCUGGCUGCCAUUGCUGGAAAAGGCAUUCGCCAAAGCCCAUGGUGACUAUUCGGCCAUUGAGGGUGGUUUCGUCGGAGAGGCCAUCGAGGACCUGACAGGAGGUGUCACAUCUGAGGUGCUAUCGAGUAACAUCCUGGACAAAGACCGCUUCUGGAAGGAGGAGCUCAUGAAAGUCAAUGAGGAGUUCCUGUUCGGUUGUGGCACAGGACUCUUCUCGAACUGGCUGGACCCCAUGUAUAAUGGACCUCCCCGAGAUCGAAAAGGAAUCACGGAGAAUCACUCAUACUCCAUCAUGGAGGCCCGUGAGAUCCAAGGACAUCGCCUGCUUCGGUUGAGGAACCCCUGGGGCAAGAAGGAGUGGCACGGUGCAUGGGGCGAUGGCUCCGAGCAGUGGACAGCGGAGUGGAUGAAGCUCCUCGGUCACAAGUUUGGCAAUGACGGCUUCUUCUGGAUCUCCUAUGCGGAUCUCUUACGGAAAUAUCAGCAUUUCGACCGGACCCGUCUCUUCGGACCCGAAUGGAUCAUAACUCAGCAAUGGACGACCUUGAAUGUGCCCUGGUCUGCCGACUAUCACAGUGCCAAGUUCAUCAUGAAUGUGACCCAGGCCGGUCCAGUGGUCAUCGUGCUAUCCCAGCUUGAUACUCGAUACUUCAAGGGGUUGGCAGGCGAAUAUAGCUUCGUUCUCAAGUUCCGUGUCCAGAAAGAAGGUGAAGAAGAUUACUUCGUGCGGAGCCAUAGUAGCCAUUUGAUGGGUCGAUCAGUGAAUGCCGAAAUCGAUCUUGACCCCGGUCGUUAUCAUGUAUUGAUGAAAGUUACUGCCUUUCGGGACGAAGCGGUUGAGUCGACCGAAGAGAUUGUCCGUCGUCUUGCCUCAAGCCGGCGGGAGAAACUCGUGCAGGUCGGGCUGUCGUACGACCUUGCGCAUGCCAAGGGGUUGGUGGCCGAGACCGACCAAGAGCGAUAUGAGAACGAAAGAAGAAAGGCUGCUGAGCGCAGAAAGAUCCGUGAUGAGACAAAGAGGAGGUUGCAGAAGGAAUGGAUCUGGAAUCGCAAAAUGGAUGCACGACAACAACGACAGGAAACCCGCCGUCUUGGCCAGGGGCCCCACGGCGCCGAGCGGACUUCAAUGCCUAAGCAAAUCUUGAGCGAGGGGCCCACAGAGUCACCCACUGAUAUCGCGAGUAUUUCUAGAGACGGUAGUGAACGACGCCCGACGAUGAACGGGUCAGUCCCAACCAUCCAGUUCAACGGUCUUCAUGCACGACACGCCAGCGGGUCUAGAAGACAGCGAACGGAGUCACCGCGCCCGAGCCUCAACGCGCGUCUUGCCAAUGAGACCUUGGACAGCAAUGACCUGGAGUGGCUGGAAGGGUUCGAGUUCGACAGCGACCUUGAUAUGCCGGCGGACGAGGCAGACAAUAAGCAGCCACAUAAAUUCCUUGACUUGGAAGGACCUGCGGACGAUCCUUGGAACGCCGUCUGCGUGGUUGGGCUGCGAGUCUACUCCAAGGAUUCCAAGCUCAGCUUAGAGGUGGCACACCCUGUUCCCGAGAAUGAAAUGGAGGCUGCUCUGGAUCGGGAUGAUCCUGCUGUGUCGGCAACCAUUGAGAAGAUGUUUUGGGGCACUCACAUUUAA